This is a messenger RNA of Histoplasma mississippiense, 1872 nucleotides long. RefSeq lists its product as hypothetical. Lineage: Eukaryota; Fungi; Ascomycota; Eurotiomycetes; Onygenales; Ajellomycetaceae. Gene Ontology annotation, cellular component: cytoplasm; actin filament bundle; actin filament. The transcript is spliced from 4 exons. Gene Ontology annotation, biological process: actin filament bundle assembly; actin filament network formation. Bases 1 to 1872 code for a protein of 623 amino acids. The record is from RefSeq and is a predicted model, not a curated record. Gene Ontology annotation, molecular function: actin filament binding.
AUGAACGUCAUCAAACUCCAAAAAUUCCAGCAGAGCGAAAUUUUUUCACUCCAAGAUGCUUUCCGACGCCUAGAUGUCGAUGACAAGGGCUAUCUUGAUGAGGCUACGGCGAUCAAAGCAACCCAGCAGUCGGAAAGGCAACCAUACGAUGUUGUUCGCCAGGCCUUGAAGCAAGUCGAGCUGGACAGCUCGAGGCGUGUUGAGCUCGAGGACUAUGUUGACGUAACUCUCUCCAAACCAACAUCUUCCCUCCUCCUUGCUAGACUCCGCGACACUUCGUUCGCGCCAUCCCAGCGUUCUUCUGGGCCAGUGCCAACCUCCGCAGCUCCAACCGGUGUGCGGCAUGUUUCCAAAGGCAGCAUCGGAGGGAAGAUUCACGUUCAAGGCUCCUCUGCGAAUGUUACCCACACCAUCAACGAAGAUGAACGGACAGAGUUUACGCGACAUAUCAACGCGGUCCUUGCCGGCGAUCCCGAUAUUGGACACCUCCUUCCUUUCCCAACUGACACUUUCGAGAUGUUUGACGAAUGUAAAGACGGUCUGGUACUCGCCAAGUUGAUUAAUGAUAGCGUUCCUGAUACCAUUGAUGAACGAGUUUUAAACCGCCCAGGAAAGAAAGUAAAGCAAUUAAAUGCAUUCCAUAUGACGGAAAACAACAAUGUUGUCAUUAAUUCCGCUAAGGGCAUUGGCUGCUCUGUUGUCAAUAUUGGUAGCGGUGAUAUCAUCGAAGUUCGAGAGCACCUCAUACUGGGUUUGAUCUGGCAGAUUAUUCGCAGAGGCCUUCUCGGGAAAAUCGAUAUUAAACUACAUCCCGAACUCUACAGGCUUUUGGAAGACGAUGAGACCCUAGAACAGUUUCUUCGGCUUCCACCAGAACAAAUUUUGUUGCGAUGGUUCAACUACCAUCUGAAGAACGCCAAAUGGGACAGGAGAGUCAACAACUUCUCGAACGACGUCAAAGAUGGAGAAAAUUAUACAGUCCUGCUCAACCAACUAGCUCCAGACAUCUGUUCCCGCAGCCCUCUCCAAACUCGCGAUUUACUCCAGCGGGCAAACGAGGUCUUGGAAAACGCAGACUUACUUGAAUGCCGCAAGUUUUUGACCCCAACAUCUCUAGUAGCAGGCAACCCUAAACUUAACCUUGCCUUCGUGGCCAACCUAUUCAACACGCAUCCAGGCCUAGAUCCUAUUACAGAGGAAGAAAAACUUGAAGUCGAAGACUUUGAUGCCGAAGGUGAACGCGAGGCCCGUGUUUUCACUCUUUGGCUGAAUUCUCUGGAUGUCCAGCCAGCUGUCAACUCGUUAUUUGACGAUCUUCGCGAUGGAACAAUCCUCCUGCAGGCUUACGAUAAAGUUAUCCCUGGAAGUGUUAACUGGAGGCACGUUAACAAACCCCCUACUUCCGGUGGCGAGCUCAUGCGAUUUAAGGCUGUGGAGAAUACAAACUACGUCAUUGAGCUAGGAAAACAAAACCACUUUUCCCUUGUUGGAAUCCAGGGAGCCGAUAUUACUGACGGGCAGCGGACUCUGACUCUCGGGCUUGUAUGGCAGCUCAUGCGCAAAGAUAUCACCAAUACAUUAUCCUCGCUUGCGCAGAGAAUGGGUAAGCGUGAGAUCACGGACAACGAAAUGAUCAAAUGGGCAAACGACAUGUCACGCGCAGGGGGCAGGAGUUCUGCCAUCCGCAGUUUCAAGGACCAAUCAAUUGGAACUGGCAUUUUCUUACUUGAUGUACUCAACGGAAUGAAGAGCAACUAUGUGGACUAUGACCUGGUUACCCCUGGACGCACAGAUGAAGAUGCGUACGCAAAUGCGAAAUUGAGUAUCAGUAUCGCACGGAAGAUGGGCGCGACCAUCUGGCUCGUCCCCUGA